This is a messenger RNA of Contarinia nasturtii (swede midge), 1709 nucleotides long. Its product is annotated as tether containing UBX domain for GLUT4. The record is from RefSeq and is a predicted model, not a curated record. Gene Ontology annotation, molecular function: protein binding. NCBI's taxonomy places the organism in Eukaryota, Metazoa, Arthropoda, Insecta, Diptera, Cecidomyiidae. The transcript is spliced from 6 exons. The coding region runs from base 115 to 1608 and encodes 497 amino acids. Gene Ontology annotation, biological process: signal transduction.
UCGUAUCAUUCUGAUUGCGUUGCAUUAAUAUCGUCGAAUUUGUUAUAAUUUUUCGGAAAUUCUUGCAUUUUUUCAAAUAAUUUCUGUAAUUUUAAGUUUGUUUUUAUAUAGAUAAUGAGCGUUGUAAACGUUCUAACGCCGAAUGGAAGACGGCAAAAUGUGAAGGUGCAACCAAACACCGCAAUUUUGAAGGUUCUAGAGGAUGUAUGUGAAAAGCACAAAUUUGAUCCGAAUGAAUAUGACUUGAAACAUCAUAAACGCAUUCUCGAUUUAACAACAUCGUUUCGAUUCUCCGGUUUACCAAAUAAUGCGCAAUUGGAAAUGGUCGAAGCACAAAAGAAGCGACAAGAUGCUGAAGUUGAAUUGGUUGUACAAUUGUCCGAUGGGACACGUGUGGAAGGCAAAUUCAAACCGAAUACAAUACUUUUGGACAUUAUAAAAGAGCUCAGUCCAAAUGAACUGACCGGUGACGAUCUUUGCGCCAUUUAUAUGCGGACAGAAGUGUCAAGCGACAAGUUGGGAAGUACAUCGUUGAAAGAUUUGGGAUUGAUUAGUGGCAGAGCAAUUAUUCGGCUCGUUCAUCGUGAUCCAAAUGCAGCGAAAAUGCAAGCAAAUGUUGCAUUGAAUCUAACAAAACCGAGCGAAGAAAAAGAUGAAAAACGAGAAAAUAAAGUGCGAAAAACGGACGAUUUAACAACGCCCAGCACCUCACAGUCAAUCAUAAAUGUUGUGAAAGAAGAGAAGAAGAAGGAACAAGUAACGGAAGACCAAAAAAUGGAGGAGGAAGUUGAUGAAGAAUUGGCCUCGAUCGAAGAGAAAAAACUCGAUCCACCAGUGGAAAAUAUGGAAGUUAAUUCACCGGCACCGCCAACUGCUAUCGAUGAAGAUGAAGACCCAGGCGAGAUAAAAAUUUUGGGCGAACGAAGUGCGGUAUUAUUCAUGCAAGAUGCAGCCAAUUCAGCUAACCUAAAUUUGCCGGACUCUUUCUAUGCAGUAAAUACAACUGACCUCAAAAUACUGAUUAAGGGUUUGAGAACAGAAGCAGAGGGUACCGUUGAACAACCGUUGAUGACCGCUAAACUCCGUGCAAUGGAAGAAGAACAGAAGCAAUUGUCCGCGUUAAAUAAGUACAAUAAGGCAAUCAUUCGCAUUCUGUUUCCGAAUCGCUAUGUUUUACAAGGAGUAUUCACACCAUAUGAAACCAUCGAAACGGUAAUUGAGUUUGUACGCUCAUAUUUAGCCAAUCAAAACAUCGAAUUUUACCUGUAUACAACCCCACCGAAAGAAAUAUUGCCCAAGGAAUCUCGGCUUUUUGAAGCUAAAUGUGUGCCAUCAAUCGUUCUACACUUUGGUUCCGAGGAAAAACAAUCGAAUUAUCUGAAAGAAGAGAUUUUGGAUAAGGUUUCAUCACCAAAAGCCGCGAUCAAUCAAGCAUUUUUAGAUCGAGGAAUCAAAAUGUCGUCGACCGUCGAGUCCAAUGAGGAAGACCAACCGUCAUCGUCACAGCAACCGCGUAGAUCAAAUGCAUUAUCGUUUAGUUCAUCUUCAACGGCUUCAACUUCUACGGAUGUUAAACUGCCCAAAUGGUUCAAACCAGCGGGAAAAUAGCUCCGAUUGGAAUAAAUAAAAUAAAACCACAUCCAUUUCACAGUGAUACAUUUUUUUGUUAUUGCAUUUCUUUUCAUUUGAAAUAAAAUCGAAUAAAAUUC